Eimeria mitis is the source of this 1464-nucleotide messenger RNA. RefSeq names its product WD domain, G-beta repeat-containing protein, putative. Gene Ontology annotation, cellular component: nucleolus. The coding region runs from base 1 to 1464 and encodes 487 amino acids. Lineage: Eukaryota; Apicomplexa; Conoidasida; Eucoccidiorida; Eimeriidae. Gene Ontology annotation, molecular function: protein binding. The record is from RefSeq and is a predicted model, not a curated record. The transcript has 9 exons. Gene Ontology annotation, biological process: positive regulation of transcription by RNA polymerase I; rRNA processing.
AUGAUAACGGACGCAGGAGCUGCAGUGACUUAUGGUUUGCUCGCGGCGGUGGGGGACCAGGGGGGUUUGUGCUGCGUGGUGGCUGUACACUCGAACCAAACCCUCAGAAGAUUCACAAACCCUCGCGACGCCACCGUGCGGGCGCUGAGGUUUUGUAGACCCCACAACUCCCUCAUUGUUGGCGGCGAUGAUACCGUUGUGCGGGAGUGGAGUUUAGAGACUGGCGAUGUAUCUGUGGAGCUGAAGGAACACGCAGACAGCGUGAGGUGUAUAGACACCUCAACGCUCUUCUCUCCCUUCAUUUUGUCUGGCUCUUACGAUGCCACGGCAAAACUAUGGGACACACGCACAAAGAAGUGCUGCCUCUCUCUAGCCCAAGGGGACCCCACAGAGUGCGUGCGGCUGAUCGAGGCAUCGACUACGCUGCAGGUGUUGACGGCUGCAGGCAACCAGGUUCGUCUAUGGGAUCUACGACAACCUGCAGCCCCCCUUUGGAACCUCAGCAGCUUCGCGAAGACUGUGUUCGCGGUGCAGCCGUUUCCUGCUGCUGCUGCUGCUGUUGCUGCUGCUGCUGCUGCAGCACCAGCAGCAGCAGCAGCAGCAGCAGCAACACCAGCAGCACUGGAAGGACCCAAACUGCUGCUGGCCACCGCCUCCUUAGACAACGUCGUCCGCAUCUUCUCAUUCGAGACACUGCAGCUGCUGCAGUCGUUCGGCGUGCGCAGCGACAUACUGUGUCUGGAUGCUGUUAGCGGCAGCAGCAGCAGCAGCAGCAAGAGCAGCAGCAGCAGCAGCAGCAGCAGGAAGAUGAGAAGCAUGAAGAGUCGAAUUGUUGUGGGGCUGUCUGAUGGGGGCUGGCAGGUUCGCCAGAUUGCUGGUGCUGCUGCAUCCAGCACGGAGUUGCUGCUGCUGCAGCAGCAGCAGCAACAGCAGCAGCAGCAGCAGCAACGCAAACGCUUGCUGCAGCUCAGGCCCACAGACGGAGGAUACUUUAAAAGAGGCAGAACUGCACCACCCGGAAGCGGCGACGAAGUUGUUUCGAGUUUGCAGAGCCGGCGUUUGUCUCGGUUGGAUGCGCUGCUGAAGAGUUUCCAGUAUACCGCGGCAAUGGAUGUGGCGCUGACAACAUCGGCGGAGCACGUGUUAGCAGUUGCAGACGAGCUGCUGCAGCGCGGUGGUUUGGAGGCUGCGCUGCGUCACUUAUCUUCUUCUUCUUUGUUUUUACUUUUGGAGGUUUUGGCCGACAAUAUAGCUUUCAGGGGGGAGGAGAGAACCCGGCUGUCUAUACACCUCAUCUAUACACUAAUAAACCACCGACAAAUUCAUAUCUGUACUGACACAGAAAACGCAGACACCUUCAAAACACUCAUCACCAAAAUAUGCCAGCGCGUGGCCUUUGAGUUGGAGCAAAUUCGACGGCUGGGGAGAACUGAAGCCAUUGUUAAUGCGCUACUCGCCCUCUAG